AGCACGUCAGGGUCGCAAGCCAAGGACGACCUGACAGCCUCCAUGCGCGCCAUUGAGGAGCUGUGGGUGAAGAUGCGGGCGAUAAAGGCGAAGGCGGAGCAGAGCGAGGUGAUGGUGCAGGAGAUAUGUCGCGACAUUAAGAAGCUCGACUGCGCCAAGAAGCACAUCACCGCCACCAUCACCGCCCUCAACCGCCUCGCCAUGCUCGGUGCGCCCCACACCAACGCCCACUCCCGCUGGCAUGCUGGCAGGGUGUUUGCGGUGGAUCGCCUGCAGGCGCUGGCAGCCAACCGGCAGUACCGCGAUGCCGCUGACCAGCUGCAGGUGGGGUGGCGUCAUGCCUGCCAUGUGCCUGCCAUGUGCCUGCCAUGUGCCUGCCAUGUGCCUGCCAUGUGUCUGCCAUGUGCCUGCCAUGUGCCUGCCAUGUGCCUGCCAUGUGCCUGCCAUGUGCCUACUAUGUGCCUGCCAUGUGCCUGCCAUGUGCCUGCCAUGUGCCUGCCAUGUGUCUGCCAUGUGCCUGCCAUGUGCCUGCCAUGUGCCUGCCAUGUGCCUGCCAUGUGCCUGCUAUGUGCCUGCCAUGUGCCUGCCAUGUGCCUGCCAUGUGCCUGCCAUGUGUCUGCCAUGUGCCUGCCAUGUGCCUGCCAUGUGCCUGCCAUGUGCCUGCCAUGUGCCUGCUAUGUGCCUGCCAUGUGCCUGCCAUGUGCCUGCCAUGUGUCUGCCAUGUGCCUGCCAUGUGCCUGCCAUGUGCCUGCCAUGUGUCUGCCAUGUGCCUACCAUGUGCCUGCCAUGUGCCGAAUCGCCAGAGUGAAUGCAGUGUAUGAAGGUCUGACUGACGCUGCCAUGGAACGGCUGGAGCUGCUCGCCUCCCAUCCCACCAUGCCCUUGCCAUGCCACCUCCCCCAACCAACACUACAGCGCACCCACAACCACCCUCGCCCACCAUGCCUUGCGCGCCUUCUCCCCUGCCCAUCCCAUGGUGUUGGUCACUUCGCCUGCGCCACAACCAUGCUGCACCUACCCACCUACCCUCCCACACCAAGCAUGCCAACUGCAUCGCUCCUCCAUGCCCCAAUCUCCCCAACCCCCCCUGCUUCACCCCCUCCAACCCCCCCCCAACGACGGCAGGCGGUGACGCAGCUACUGGCGCACUUUGAGGCGUACCGCGACAUCCCCAAGAUAGCGGAGCUGCAGGGGCGAGUGGCGGCGCUCAAGGCCACGCUCAAGUCGCACAUCUUCUCCGACUUCUCCACCCUGGGCACGCCAGUGAUGAGGGAGAACGGGCAGGUGAUGCAGCAGCUGGCGGAUGCGUGUCUCGUGGUGGCGGCGCUGGACGGUGAUGGCCACGCGCGGGACGAGCUGGUGCGCUCCGUGUGCAGCAAGGAGCUCACCGCGUACCAGCAGAUCUUCCAGGGCACGGGUCAGUACCAGCAGAUCUUCCAGGGCACGGAUGUGGCGUGGUUGGACAAGGUGGAGAGGCGCUACGUGUGGGUGAAGAGGCAGCUGAAGCUGAACGAGGACGUGUGGCGCAUCUUCCCGCCCGCCUGGCACGUGCAGCGCCUCCUCUGCUCGCAGUUCUGCCGCAUCACUCGGUGGGUGGGCUUUGUGGCAUGGGGAAGCCACAUGACACGGUGGGUGGGCAUGGGGCGUGGGGCGUCGGGCGCGUUGGAGCGCACGUUGGAGUUUGAGGACGACCUCGCCAAGCGCUUCCCCCCCGCGCCUGCCGGGGGCGCUGCCUCGCCCUCUUCGCCUGCUGCCGCUGCCCCCGCUGCUGCUGGCGCCGCUGAUGUGGAGGUCAGUGUGGUGGGCGGGAGGGAGGGAGGGAGGGAGGGAGGGAGGGAGGGAGGGAGGGAGGGAGGGAGGGAGGGAGGGAGGGAGGGAGGGAGGGAGGGAAGGGGGCAGGAGAAGGGAGAGAAGGAAGCAAGGGGUGGGAGAGGGGGCUUGCCAAAGAAGUUUUUACAAUUGCCUGUUCAUCCUUCAUUCAUUACAGUCACACUCUCCCAGCCCCUCCCUCAUUGCCACUCAUUUGCUGCUGCCUCGCUCCGUCCCCUUCCCGUCCGCACGUGGCAGUUUGAGUUCCAGGGGGCCAUCUCGGCGUGCUUUGAGCCGCACCUGGGGGUGUAUGUGGACCUCGAGGAGCGCACUCUGGCGGACACACUUGACAAGCUCGUGCAGGUGACAACUGGUGCAGGAGGAGACAUGGGAGGCGGAGGAGGGCAGCCAGACCAACAUCCUGCGCAGCAGCUCAGAGGUGGGAGGGCAGCACUCACAGAGGUGUUCAAGCGUGUGCUGCGGCAGUACGCCGCGCGCCUCAGCGCCCGCCUGCCCCGCGCUGCCCAGCCCACGGGGGGUGGCGAGUGGCAAGUCAAGUGGGGAGGGCCACGGGGAGCAGGCGGGACGGGGUGGGUGGGGAGGGCCACGGGGAGCAGGCGGGACGGGGUGGGUGGGGAGGGCCACGGGGAGCAGGCGGGACGGGCUUGCACCUAUGAAAGGAAAGAAGAGGCGAGGCGCACUCAUGUCUAUGUGCCCUGCUGCUGUCUGCCUGUGCCCACCCCGCACGCCUGUGCCCACCCCGCACGCCUGUGCCCACCCCGCACGCCUGUGCCCACCCCGCACGCCUGUGCCCACCCCGCACGCCUGUGCCCACCCCGCACGCCUGUGCCCAUGGGAGCGCAGAUGACAGAGAAGGAUGAGCGAGUGGUGUGUUACAUCAUCAACACAGCCGAGUAUUGCCAUGAGACGGUGAGUCCAGCUAUACUGCUCGUCACUCGAGCAUCUCUCCAUUCUCCCUUUCCUUUACAAUUCCUCCUUUCUUCUUCUUCCCUCUCGUUACCACCGCUUCUCAUUGCCACCCUCUCGUCUCCCUUGUGCCCCUUUCCACGCCACCUCCCUUCUCUCUCUCCUCCCCCCAUCCCCUCUUCCCCCCUGCCUCGUCUCUCCUUGGUGUGCAGCACAGCAGGCAGGGAGUGCACGAGUGUCACCGGCGCGACUGCUCCACGGCCGCUUGCGUGCACCCACACCUCUCACGCCUCUAUCUCCCUACCCUCUCGUCCCCCCCACUUGGUCUCCCCGCACGGCAGGCGGCAUAGCUGGCGGAGAGCGGCGAAUCGCGUCGUUGCGACGCUGGUGGGCUCACACUCAUGCAACGGCAAUCACCUCUCGUCCCCCUCGUCCUCUCCUCCCCGCACCCCACCAUCGACCCCGCUUGUUGUCCCCUUGUGGCAGGCGGCACAGCUGGCGGAGAGUGUGGCGAACCGCAUCGAUGCGGCGCUGGUGGGGUCCGUUGACAUCAGCGAUGAGCAGGAGGAGUUUUCAAGCGCCAUAACGCGUGCGCUGGCGGUGCUGGUGGCAGGGCUGGAGGGGCGGCUGGAGGGCGAACUGGACCGCAUGGCCCGCAUGCCCUGGAGCACCCUCGAGUCCGUGGGCGACCAAUCCGAAUUUGUGAACAACCUGAGCGCCAUCUUCUCCAACUCCAUCCCCAUGCUGGCAGGGCUGCUCUCGCCGCUGCACUUCCACUUCUUCCUCGAUAAGGUGCGCCCCUCCACCUCCGUAAGGUGCUAUUUCCGCCUCAGUGCUUUGCCAUUGCAGGAGUGA
Messenger RNA from Closterium sp. Naga37s-1, 3591 nucleotides. The record is from the annotation of a GenBank genome assembly. Lineage: Eukaryota; Viridiplantae; Streptophyta; Zygnematophyceae; Desmidiales; Closteriaceae.